This is a messenger RNA of Chelmon rostratus (copperband butterflyfish), 2689 nucleotides long. Its product is annotated as histidine ammonia-lyase-like. Gene Ontology annotation, cellular component: cytoplasm. The coding region runs from base 34 to 1896 and encodes 620 amino acids. Gene Ontology annotation, biological process: L-histidine catabolic process. Gene Ontology annotation, molecular function: histidine ammonia-lyase activity. The record is from RefSeq and is a predicted model, not a curated record. The transcript is spliced from 20 exons. Lineage: Eukaryota; Metazoa; Chordata; Actinopteri; Chaetodontiformes; Chaetodontidae.
AGCCUGCGGGGUCCUCUGCACAACUCUCUAGCCAUGCGCUGCGUGUCCGUGUGUGUUCGGGGCGAGUGGUUCAGGGUGCCCUGCGGCGGCCCCUCGGCCUCCGUCCGGUCACUGGGGUCCGAGGCCCUGCGGCGCUACCAUCGGGCCGGGAAGCUGGGAGACAAAGACGGGGAUUUGGAGUUCAGCAUGCGGAGGUGUCGCCGUGGAGAACUCCUCCACCCUGAGGACAGAGCAGAGGAUGUUCUGGAGGACAACGACUUCGUGGAGUUGGUCUUUGCAGGGGACAAUGACUCUUCUCCGCUGCCAAUGGGAGUACAAAACUCCUAUCAAGAGCCUAAAGAGUACAUUCCCCUGGAUGGCAACAGUCUCACCACAGCUGAUCUGGUCAAGUUGGGUCAAGGCUUGUUCAAAAUAAAGCUGACCCCCGAGGCAGAGGAGAGAGUCCUAAAGGCCAGAGAGGUCAUUGACACUUUUAUUAGAGAAGACAAAGUUGUGUAUGGAGUCAACACCGGCUUUGGGAAGUUUGCCCAAACACUCAUACCGAAAGAGCAAGUGUCGCAGCUGCAGGAAAAUCUGGUUCGCUCUCAUUCUGCCGGAGUGGGUGACCCAUUGAGUGUCGAGAGGACGCGCAUGCUGCUGGUUCUGAGAAUCAAUAUCCUCGCCAAAGGCCACAGCGGUGUUUCCAUGGAAACCAUCAAUGCUAUGAUCAAGGCCUUCAACGUGUCAUGUUUGUCCUGGGUACCAGAAAAGGGCACUGUGGGAGCGAGUGGAGACUUGGCCCCCCUGGCUCACCUCACCCUGGGCCUGAUGGGGGAGGGCAGGAUGUGGUCACCGCAGAGCGGCUGGGCGGAUGCCAAGGCUGUGUUGGAGGGCCAUGGGCUCAGACCUCUUGUGCUGAAACCAAAGGAGGGAAUCGCUCUGAUCAACGGGACUCAGCUGAUGUCGUCUCUGGGGGCGGAGGCCGUGGAGAGGGCUCUGAGCGUGGCCAGACAAGCUGACGUCAUCGCAGCCUUGACUUUGGAAGCCCUGAAAGGCACCACGAAGGCCUUCCACAGAGCUGUCCAUGCGGCGAGACCUCACCCCGGUCAGAUUGCGGUGGCGGAGAGGUUACGCUCUCUGCUGGACUCUGAUGUCUUCCCCUCUCAGAUCUCAGAGAGUCAUAGAUCGUGCAAACGUGUUCAGGAUGCCUACACCCUGCGCUGCAUCCCACAGGUGCAUGGAGUGGUGAAUGACACAAUCGCCUUUGUCCAGACUGUGAUUUCCACGGAGCUGAACAGCGCCACGGACAACCCACUGGUAUUUGCAGAAACUGGGGAGACAAUAUCUGGUGGGAAUUUCCAUGGAGAGUAUCCAGCCAAGGCCCUGGACUAUCUGGCCAUAGGUGUGCACGAGCUGGCCAGCAUAAGUGAGAGGAGGAUUGAGAGGCUGGUGAACCCGGCCCUCAGUGACCUGCCUGCCUUCCUCGUCCAGGAUGGCGGCUUGAACUCUGGCUUCAUGAUCGCACACUGCACUGCCGCCGCCUUAGUGUCAGAGAGUAAGGCUCUGUGCCACCCGUCCUCCGUUGACUCCCUGUCCACCAGCGCAGCGACGGAGGACCACGUCUCGAUGGGCGGCUGGGCUGCCCGCAAAGCCCUGAGAGUCGUGGAGCACGUGGAGCAAGUGCUGGCCAUAGAGCUGCUGGCUGCCUGCCAGGCUCUGGAGUUCCUGCGUCCCCUGAAGACCACGACUCCUCUGGAGAAGGUCUACGAGCUGCUGCGCUCCGUGGUCAGUCCUUGGGACAGAGACCGCGUCAUGAGUCCGGACAUAGAAGCUGCUCACACACUCAUCAAACAGCAGAAGGUCUGGAGGACAGCUCAGCCCUACAUGGACCAGUACAGGAAGGAGCUGCAGACAUGAAUCAUGGUCAUGUCAUCAUGUCUCCAUCAUAAUCAAGGAGACAGAUAACAGAUAUACAUUUGAGGUCAAAAUUAAAAUCUUAGUGUCAAAAUUUAGUAUAACCAGGGGUGAAAUGUAACUAAGUACUCAAGUACAAUCUGGAGGUACUUACUUUUCUUUAGUAUUUACAUUUUCUGCUACUUUUACUCCACAAAUAUUGUACUCUUUAUUAUAUUUCUUAACUUUAGUUACUAGUUACUUUGCAGAUUCAGAUAAUUGGUAUUUAUGCAAAAUCAACUAAUUAAUUAUGUUGUAUUACUAUAGAUUAAGGUUCCCAGCAGUUGGCCAUAUAAAGUAAUCAAAAUGAGCCAAACUUGACCAGCUGCAACAUUAAAGUGAACACAUUAAUGCACCAAUCAUUAUAAUGCAGUCAUGUUUAACUCUGCCAUUCUGGACAGGCAUUUUGAUGUUAAUACUUUUGGACUUAAUUUUGCAUGCAGGACCUUUACUUGUAAUAGAGUAUUUUUACACUGUAAGAGAUCUGAGUACUUCUUCCACCACUGAGAGGAACCCAAACUCCAACACAAAACUUCACUUCAUGCUGCAAACAAGAACUUUUCCCACAUUCUCUUAAAGAAAGUGCACAGCUCCCAGCACUGUUUCUUAAACAGUUAACUGAAAGUUCAAAUAAACAAAACAGCUCCGAAAAGAUUUAAACAAUUGAUAAGGAGAAAUGAUUGAAACUGACUGACCGUCAGUUCAUCAGCAGCGGAUUGUGGUGCAGAAAGCAGCAAAAGUGACGCUUUUUAGUUAA